AUGCUUCAAGAUCCUGAUCGGGAGGUCAAAACCGAGGAAGAACUGACUGGAGAACCUGCGGCCUGGAGACAUGUCUAUAUGGUAAUUCGCUGCCCCGGUUUGUGUGAGUUAGGGCCAUCCCGUCUAACCGAUCUCGCCUACACGGCGUCCAUUCUCCCAAUGACGCUGGUCGGAUUCUAUGCCUCCUAUCUCCUCGCCUACCUGGCGCCCACGCUGACCAUGCGUCACGUCGGUAUCUGGCUCUGGCAUAUGUUUCCGAUCUGGAUCUCUCUCGGACAAUGUAUCCUUGCGCGCACCGUCACGCCCAACACCCUGGCCAGCGAUCGUCUACAUCGCCCGACGCGCGAUCUCCGCACUAUUCGCAUCACGACGGCUCGUUGA
Aspergillus affinis is the source of this 381-nucleotide messenger RNA. RefSeq names its product FAD/NAD(P)-binding domain-containing protein. The record is from RefSeq and is a predicted model, not a curated record. The coding region runs from base 1 to 381 and encodes 126 amino acids. NCBI's taxonomy places the organism in Eukaryota, Fungi, Ascomycota, Eurotiomycetes, Eurotiales, Aspergillaceae. The transcript is spliced from 2 exons.